Knipowitschia caucasica is the source of this 3573-nucleotide messenger RNA. The record is from the annotation of a GenBank genome assembly. NCBI's taxonomy places the organism in Eukaryota, Metazoa, Chordata, Actinopteri, Gobiiformes, Gobiidae.
AUGGAGCGCUCCCCUGGGACUCUCAUCUGCACCCUCCUGCUCCUGGUCGCAGACAGAGCCAGACUCUCUCUCUGCUACAACAUCGGGUCUUCAGGGGCCCAGGUCUUCUCUGGACCCGCUCAGCAGGAGUUUGGCUACGCAGUGCAGCAGGCAACGAACCACGAGGGCAAAUGGCUCCUGGUCGGGGCCCCUUGGAGCGGCUACGGCCAGAACCGAAAGGGCGACGUGUACAAGUGCCCAGUCUCCGGCUCCAGAAACACCUGCGACAAGCUCAAUAUCCAAGACUCGGUAAGUUUUCCUGGAGUCCAUGAAAUCAGUGACAACAUGACUCUGGGCCUGACCCUCACCAGGAUACCAGCGGUCAACGGAUUCAUGACUUGUGGUCCGCUGUGGGCCCAGCGCUGUGGGGAGCAGGACUUUGUUCCCGGAAUCUGCACCAAAAUGAGUCCCCUGUUCCAGCCUCUGCCACCGUUUUCUCCGGCUGUACAAAAGUGUGGUGUUCCCAUGGACAUCGUCAUCGUCCUGGACGGAUCCAACAGCAUCUACCCCUGGGGCCCCAUGAACGAGUUUCUGAAGAAGCUCAUCCCCUCCCUGGACAUCGGCUGGGACAAAACACGGGUCAGUGUGAUGCAGUACUCUGUGGGCGUCCAGGUGGAGUUCCGUCUGAGCGACUACAGCAGCAGUAACAAUCAGGUGUUUGAGGCGGCGUCUCAGAUCACGCAGAUGUACGGCGCCUCCACCAACACCUUCAACGCCCUGCAGCACGCCUGCAUGUUCCUGUUCACUGAGGCGUACGGCGGUCGCUCCAAAGCCCCCAACGUGAUGGUGGUCGUGACGGACGGAGAAUCCCACGACAGCAACAUCAGAGACACCGCCAUCAGCAUCUGCGACCGGAACAAAGUCACACGCUUCGGGAUCGCUGUCCUGGGCUACUACAACCGGAACAACAUCGACACCAAAGACCUGAUCAAAGAAAUCCAGUCCAUCGCGAGUUUGCCAACGGAAAAGUUCUUCUUCAACGUGUCUGAGGAGGCGGCGCUCUCCAACAUCGCCGGAACUCUGGGGACUCGCAUUUUCAACAUAGAAGGAACUGGGAAAGGAGGGGAAAACUUCAAGAUGGAGAUGUCCCAGGUGGGAUUCAGCGCACACUACUCCAGCCAGCAGGACAUGAUGCUGAUGGGGGCGGUCGGGGCCUAUGGCUGGAGUGGGACGGUGGUGCAUCAGAGUGGAUCAAACCUGGACAUUCUUCCGUUCUCCGCCUUCGAAACGACGCUUCAGGACCGGAACCACAGCUCUUUACUGGGCUACGCGGUGAGCGCUCUGAGUGACGGUUACACGGAGUAUUACGUUGCCGGGGCGCCGCGGUCCAACCACUCGGGACAGGUGAUCGUCUACAGCCUGAACGCUCAGAAGCAGGUGCACGUGGUCGACUCGGAGAGAGGGAAACAGAUCGGGUCGUACUUCGGGAGCGUGCUGUGCCCUGUGGACGUGGACCAGGACGGGGUGACGGACGUGCUGCUGGUGGGAGCUCCCAUGUUCAUGAGCGAGCUGAAGAGAGAGCAGGGCGCCGUCUUCCUCUUCUCCGUCACCAAAGGCAUUCUGAACGAGCAUGGCGCCCUGGUGGGUCCGGACGCCACAGAGAACGCUCGGUUUGGCGUGGCGGUGUCUGCGGCGCCGGACCUGGACCUGGACGGGUUCAGUGACGUGGUGGUGGGGGCGCCGCUGGAGGACGCUCACCGAGGCGUCCUGUACGUCUACAACGGCAACAAGAAAACUAUCAACAAGCACUUCUCACAGAGAAUCCGCGGCUCUUCUCUGGAUCCUCAGAUGCAGUAUUUUGGGCGCGCCCUUGACAGUUACAGAGACCUGAACGGAGACUCACUCCCAGACGUUUCAGUCGGAGGCUAUGGAAAAGUGGUGCAGUUAUGGUCCCAGGGAGUGGCCUCUGUCACGGCCUCAGUCUCGUUCACUCCAGAGAAAAUCAACAUUCUCAGUAAACUCUGUGACGUGAAAGGGCAGAAGGCGUCCUGCUUCAAGGCCAACGUUUGCUUCACCGCCGCCUUCAGACCAAAGACCCCCGUCGGGCCCCUGGACAUCUCGUACUCUCUGACGCUGGACGCAGACUUGCAGGCGACUCGAGUCACGUCUCGAGGGCUUUUCUCCAAAACACACGAGCGUUUCUUCACAGAGAACGCCAAGGUCUCCUCCACACCUCUGUGCCACGUCUACGAGGUCUACGUCCAGGAGGCUCCAGAUUUUGUGAACUCCAUCAGUCUGAAAAUCGAGAUCGAGCAGGAGAGCAAGACUUUCAACCCUGUUCUGGACGUCUACUCCACCAAGGCCUGGGAGUCCUUUAUCCCGUUCACUAAAGACUGUGGCUCAGACGAGGUGUGUGUGAGUGACCUGGUCCUCUCUGUCCACACACUCAGGCAGCUCUCCAGCUCGCCUCCGGUUCUGGUCCGAGCCAACGACAAAGAGCUGUCGUUCACCGUCAAAGUGAAGAACAAGAAAGAGAACGCCUACAACACACAAGUGGUGGCUACAUACUCCAGCAACCUGUACUACUCCUCUGCCUUUCCCCCGAACCACAGGGUGAGCUGCUCGUCCACUCAGGCCCAGACGGUGAGCUGCCAGGUGGGGUACCCUGUGCUGAGGACCAAUGAGGAGGUCCAGUUCCAGCUAAACUUUGAUUAUAACCUGGAGCAGCUGCAGAACAAAGCCGAGGUCCAGUUCGAGGCCAAAAGUGAUGGAAAAGAGGAACGACCUGCAGACAACAAAGUGUCCAUCUCUGUCCCGGUCCGAUACGACGCUGGGAUCGUACUGUCCAGAGAAGCCAACAUAAACUUCUUCGUGGCCGACUCUAACAUCCCAGUGAAGAGAACGGUCCAGACUCUGGACGACAUCGGGCCUAAGUUUAACUUCACAGUCAAGGUGUCGACAGGGAUCCUUCCGGUCAGCCUCCUGUACGUCUACCUCGACCUGCCGCUGACCAGCAAGAGCGGAAACCAGCUGCUGUACGUGACCAGUGUGGACACUCCCGACGGAGGCUCGGUCAGCUGCCCAGAUAUCGGAGCUCUGUUGGAUCCUCUGAAGAUCGUUUCUUCUGCUGGAAAGAUCCACAAACAGACCUUCACCGAGGAGAGCUUCAGGGCCUCCGAAGAACUGGAUUGUAAGACGGCCAAAUGUGAGCGAAUCAAGUGCAUCAUUAAAGACACACAGCCAAUCAGCAACUACUACAUCCACGUCCACACCAGGAUCUGGAAUGGGACCUUCAUCACCGCCACAUAUCAGACCGUGGAGUUGACGGCGAGUGUGAACGUUGAGACGGCGAACCCCGACCUCCUCAUCAUUGGCCUCAAGCAGCUGCCUGUGGUGCUAACCGUGAACAAACCCGGAGAGAAAAGCGACGUCCCGGUCGGAGUGAUCGUGGGCAGCGUGUUCGGAGGCCUGGCCCUGCUCGCUCUGGCCAUCGGACUUUUGUGGAAGUUUGGAUUUUUCAAGAGGAAGUACCAGCAGCUGCAGAAAGAGGCCGAGGACGACGCACAGAGUCAGAUACAAGACGAGGAUUUGUGA